ACAGGUACACAGGAGCCACGAUGAUCCUCUUCAUCAUUCGACCGCUUUUGAUGAUCCUUCUGCUCCAGCCAGCUGCAGGGAAUGACGAAUGGAAGACAGCUGAACCUGACACCUCUGUGAGUUACGAGGAGUUCUGCAUACGCAUUCCUGACGACCCUCCGUCAACCAGCUCCAAACCCGUUUCUCAGACUCCCACAACCACGGCUCAUCCACCCAAAAAUCCCGUGAAACCGAAAAGCAGAAAUCUGGUGUCCCACUUUCAACGAACAGCUGAAGCCAAAAGUGGAUGUUACUGCAACGACGGCAACAUGAAACAGCCAACUGAAACCUCCAGGAUUCUAGUCUGGGCCAAACGACAUCCCAGCGAAAUGUGUAGCAUAACUGAAUACAUUGAGACGUUGGCAGAUGGACGGCAGGUUUGCGUGAGACAAUCCAGCUGGUUAACAUCGAUUGGUGACGUUUUACGAGCCUGGCUUAAAACUACAACCCCUCCAGUGAUGAUUCCGACUCCUCCUCCUCCUGUACGUGAUAUUCCUACAUUAAACAUCUACUGCGGAGACUGCAACUCGUUCAACAAAAAUUACCCUGAUAUUGACCUGAGGGCGAUGCAGUCCCUGGACGUAAAGAUGCCACUGCAUUGUCCUGCUCAAAUUAAUAUCAACAUGAAUGACGGUAGGGUUUACUGUGUGAAACUGAUCGAGUUCCAGAGAGUGCUCCAGAAUCUGGAGAUCCUUCCUCCUUAUGAUGAAUGCCCACCCAACAGCAUUGCUGACGGAUGCCGUUGCCAAGAAACAACAAAGGAUCGUCCACCUGGAAGAAUUUGGCUCCCCAGUGACAACUGUCCCUCAACUGAAGUCAUGGAGACACAGGUGGAUGGCACGGAGGUGUGUAAGACUAUCUGCGACCCCUAUCAAUACUUUAGGAAUCUCACUAUUUUGGAAGCGGAAAGAUCACGCCCUCCAGGCCCUCCAAGCCCUCCAAGCCCUUCAGACCCUCCAGGCGAACACGGCCCACGCGGCCCUAUAGGCCCAUGCGGCCCUGCAGGCCCAGAUGGCCCUUCAGGCCCACGCGGCCCUCCAGGCCCUCCAGACUCUCCAGGUCCUCCAGGCUCUCCAGAUCCUCCAGGCUCUCAAGGGCCUCCAGGCCCUAAAGGUAGUGCUGGCACUCGAGGUUCUCCAGGUGUUGUCAAGCCUACUUUCAACACAGGUGGACAAUAUGGUGAAGUAGGAUGCAGAGGCUGCGUCCACUCUAAAGACUUGAAGAGCAUUGAUCCAAAGGAUGUUGCGUCCCUGGAGAUAAAUUUGCCAUCACCCGCCUGUCAUGGCAGUAUUUGGCUCACCCUGACAAAUACAACCAAAUUCUGCAUGGACUCAUCAAUGCCGCAGUUUAAGGAUGUGCUGGAGAAGCUGGAAAAUCAACCCAACUAAAGAAAAACGGCCUAUGUGGAAAUGUGACACUGAAUUUGUCUGAAAGUUAAAGUUCAUAAUUAAGCUGUAAUACAACAGUACACAGUGAGAAAUAUCAAAAUCUUCUGCUUGGCUUUAUCAUUCAGUAAUAAAUGUGUGAGCUGA
Mugil cephalus (flathead mullet) is the source of this 1571-nucleotide messenger RNA. RefSeq lists its product as uncharacterized. Lineage: Eukaryota; Metazoa; Chordata; Actinopteri; Mugiliformes; Mugilidae. The transcript is spliced from 12 exons. Gene Ontology annotation, biological process: immune response. The record is from RefSeq and is a predicted model, not a curated record. Gene Ontology annotation, cellular component: extracellular region. Bases 21 to 1427 code for a protein of 468 amino acids. Gene Ontology annotation, molecular function: chemokine activity.